UUUCAGCUACAGAGCAAUAGUUUUAUUUUCAGUUUCUUGAAUUUGUUUUGAACGAUGCCCAGAUGCAGGAGCCGUUCGGUCGCGCACGCGUCUAUCUCACGAUACUCCUGUUGUCGGAAGUCUUCCUCGGCUUGGGCAUUAUAAUCGUAACAGCUAUUUAUCAACGCAUACUCGGCGCUUACAUGGCGGAUGUCGAACGAAAAAUGUUGGGCGGACAAUUCUUCAAUACCUACAUAUUGGGUUUUCAACUUAUGGUCGUCUAUGCCUGCAGUAUUGCCAUGUGGUCUUCGCUGUGGUCACGACGUUGCUCACCUAAUGUCAACUUGCUGCUCAAUCUUUGGAUGUUCUUUUGCUUCGUCGUGGUUAUAUGCGGUUUCGGCACCAUUUGGUCAUUGAUCACAUGUGCGGAUGCGCUGGAGAAUACGGCCGAGAUGUCGCUGCUUAAGGGCAUCGAUCUAUAUUACACAUGCCCCGAGUGGAAAUUGCUGUGGGAUGGUUUGCAAUAUCAUAAGGAAUGCUGUGGUGUGCACAGUUAUAAAGACUGGAUGAAGGCUUCGUGGAUGCCAACGGAGGCCACGCAAUGUCAAACGACAAGCAGCGGUGAGGCGGCUUUAGCGCCAUAUGCUUGCUGUAAGCACACCUGUGCCACAUGCUUCGAGAAUUACAUACCACGCACCGAUAACAGUCGCAUACCCUUCCUGACGCUAUCACAGAUUAACACGGAGGGUUGCCUGCCGCUUUUUACGAUUAAAAUGUGGGAAAUACUCUACAUAUUGAUUGCGCUCGUGUUGGUCGCCUUCAAAUUGGAUCUCAUCAUCUGCUGCCUGGCGAAAUACAUAAUACGCAAACAAGCACAAAUGGACUGCUGCAGCUGUGACAACUCGGGCUUCGAUGACGAUGAAGGGCGUCCGAUGGUGGUUGUGAAAUGUCCUACCACGCGUUGUGUCAAAUUUAACGGUGAUGAGGAGGGAAACCCUACUCAAGUGGCAUGUAAGACCGGUAAAGGCGGUGCUGGUUGUGGAGCUUGCCACAAUUGCUGCAGUGGCGAUAAUAUUUUACGUGGCUAUACCGUUAAGCAGGAGGUGAUGCACAUGUCAACACCAUCGCCGUCGCAUCGCAACGCACGCUUCUGCAAUUGCAGUGGCGCAAGCGUUAGUGGCGGUGGCGGCGGGGCCGAGUGCCGCAUAUUGCAUUGAGUGGGAUUAAGUGGCAUUUGCGGUGGCGAGUAAUUAAUAUGGUAAAAAGAACGCUUUCAAUAUUUUUAUAUUUAUAUUUAUCGUGAAUUUAAUUUUUAAAUAUUUUACAUUGCAUAUUUAUUUUUGAUAUUUCCAAGUAACUUUGCAUGCAAUAAAUAAGUUGGUCAUUUGAUGUGUUGAAAAAUA
Messenger RNA from Ceratitis capitata (Mediterranean fruit fly), 1382 nucleotides. RefSeq lists its product as hypothetical. The record is from RefSeq and is a predicted model, not a curated record. NCBI's taxonomy places the organism in Eukaryota, Metazoa, Arthropoda, Insecta, Diptera, Tephritidae. The transcript has 4 exons. Bases 63 to 1196 code for a protein of 377 amino acids. Gene Ontology annotation, cellular component: membrane.